Dicentrarchus labrax (European seabass) is the source of this 2405-nucleotide messenger RNA. It is a transcript of the gene rsad1, whose product is annotated as radical S-adenosyl methionine domain containing 1. Gene Ontology annotation, molecular function: coproporphyrinogen oxidase activity; 4 iron, 4 sulfur cluster binding. The record is from RefSeq and is a predicted model, not a curated record. The transcript has 9 exons. The coding region runs from base 204 to 1574 and encodes 456 amino acids. Gene Ontology annotation, cellular component: cytoplasm. Gene Ontology annotation, biological process: porphyrin-containing compound biosynthetic process. NCBI's taxonomy places the organism in Eukaryota, Metazoa, Chordata, Actinopteri, Moronidae.
AGCUACCCGAAAGAGACGUAAAACGACGUAAACAGUCAAAAGGAGAGCACGCUACUUUGGCCGGACAGUUGUCAUGGAAACUUUGACACGGGCGUCAUCUUUAUGAAAGCGCCUAGCCGCUGUAAUGGGACCAUGUGCUCAAGUGAAGGACGACCUCGACUCAGGCUUCAGACAGACAGACAGACAGACAUACUGCCACCAGGAUGAUGUCAUUGCGUGCGGCCAGACGUGCCCUCUCUCCCGGUGUGCGCCGCUUCUCUGACACUUCCGGCGGAGAAAUAGUUGAAGAUGUGUCUGAACGGACGGGCUGUGCACAGCUCACCACGCAGGCGUCGCUUUACGUACAUUGGCCUUACUGUCUCAGGAGGUGUUCCUACUGCAACUUUAACAAGUAUAUAUCCAGAGAUAACAACGACCACAUGAUGACAGAGUGCCUCCAGAAGGAGACUGAGACAUUGCUGCAGCUCAGUCAGGUAUCCUGCGUUACCUCUGUAUUUUUCGGUGGUGGGACUCCAAGCCUGGCUCACCCCUCCACCGUUGCUGCCGUCCUGGAAACUGUUUCCGGGCAGGCGAGUCUCUCAGAAAAGGCCGAGGUCACGCUCGAGGUCAACCCUACUCCCGUGGGAAUGUCAAAGUUAGAGGACUUUUGCCGUGCUGGGGUGAACCGUUUCUCCAUUGGGGUCCAGUCUUUGCAGGAUGACGAUUUAAAAAUUCUGGGAAGAGACCACAGUUCUCGUCAGGCCUUGCAAACUAUCGAAGAGGCCAGGAGGCUGUGCCCGGGGAGGGUGUCGGUAGAUGUAAUGUUCGGCCGGCCCAAACAGAGCGUUGAAUCCUGGGAGAACGAGUUGUCUAAGCUGUUGAGGGUGUGCGACGACCACAUGUCUCUGUACCAGCUGACCUUGGAGCGCGGCACUCAGCUGUUCAAACAGGUGCAAGGAGGAGAGGUGACUGUUCCCGCUGAAGACGUGACAGCUGAGAUGUACCAGUGUGCCAGGAGGACUCUGCACCAGCAUGGGUUUCUGCAGUACGAGGUGUCUAACUUUGCAAAACAUCAGAAAGCAGUGAGUCAUCACAAUAUGAGCUAUUGGAAGGGAAGACAAUACAUCGGUGUCGGCCCAGGAGCACACGGGCGGUUCGUUCUCCCGGGGGAAGGAGGUGUCGCUAGGGAGGCCCGGACCCAGACUCUAGAGCCUGACGUCUGGAUGCGUGAAGUCCAGCAGAGGGGACAUGGGACACGGAGGCGGAUUCAGCUCAACCAUCUUGAACUAUUGGAGGAGGUGUUGGUGAUGGGAAUGAGAAUGACCGAGGGCAUUAAUCACAAGCACUGGGAGUUGUUUAGCCCACAGCUGAGCCUCCGUGAAGUCUUUGGUAGAUCCACCGAUGUCCAGGAGCUGCUACAGAGUGGAAGACUCAUUCUUGACGACAGAGGCCUGCGCUGCUCCUGGGACGGACUGGCGUUACUGGACAGCAUGCUGCCAGCUCUACUGGUGGAGCUGGAAAGACAAAUCAGUCAGAGGCUACAAAGGGACCACCACACUGACGGACAAACAAAGAAGACCUCCAACCCACGAUGACAGGAAUGUGAAGAGAGCAGAUAAUGUCAGAGAAAGCUUGUCUGUGGGUUAGGCUGACAGGACAUGUAAAGCUGUUGUCAUAGUAACCUAAACCACCACAAACUGUGCAGUAAUUACAUCCCCCACUGGCUUUUUUCCUAUUAUAUUGUUAUAUAUAUUUUUGAAAAACCCCCAGGCUCCAUCGUGCAAUUAUGUAAUUAUUUUAAUUUUUUACUGUUAUGUAAACAUAAUUAUUGACCUCGCAGGGUACAGGAAAUUAGGUAAAUGCCAGUUCAGUAUGUUUCUGUAUUGGGAAUAGAUGUGAGUUUCACUGCUCUUGUAAAUACACCUGCUGAAUAGAUGAAUAAAUCUCUAUAUUUAAGGGCCAUGUUCAGCACAAUAGCAAACAGAUGCUGUUUUAGUAAAGAAAAGUAGAGAAAAGUCUGUAAUUCCAUAAUUAUUUUCUUGGAAUUUAGAUCUGUGUGGCACUAAUUACAGAGACAAUGUUUAGCUGAGUCUUUUACUCUUGAGACACUAUAACAAUUCAACAUAUAUAAGGAAUAAAGUUUACAAUCAUACAGGAAUGAAUAAGGAAAUUCUAUCUGGAAAUCCACCACUGCUUAUAAAUCCGGCUAACUAACUAACUAAAAUCAAAUAAAAGUCUCAUUUAUAGUUUGGCACUGAGUACAGGGACAGAGUGUGCUGCCAAAUGUUUCUUGUCUAUAAGUGGCAGUUUAAUUUGGAUUAAUUCAGAGAGAUCUAUUGAACCAUUCAGCAACAUUUCAGUUAAACUCAUUUACAAAUCAGUGUAAUUGAUCUUACAGUACAUGAGAGGAAAUAAAUGAUUAACAU